UUGAGUGCUCGUUCGUGUUCGGUUCGUGUGCCUCGGCGAGCAUAAUCGCGUAAAAUGGAUUCACAAUUUAGUUGCGAGGUGAAGGUUGAUCGUUGAGAAAAAGUGAACAUGGGAAGGUCCAAAUUUCCCGGGAAACCGCCGAAGACGGUUACCAGGAAGCGGAUCAAGGUUCUCGCUUGGCCAGAAGCGACUCAAAGUGAUUCCGUAACCGUCGCCGAGAACAUCUAUUACGGACUUUCCCUGUUCAACGAGACGUUCGGUGACAACGAAAAGGAACAUCCACCGUUUCACGGUUUUAGCAGCAAAGAGGCUAAGCUUUCUGCGUCGUACAUAAAAACACAGCAGAAGGAUGCAAAAAAUGCUGCGAAAAAAUUGCCAGUUUCAGUCAAGAAUCUUCCAUCUUCGAGCAAUGUUGAAAAGUACCUCGAAAAAGAUGUAAAAAAUUCCUCCUCGGAUACUGAAAAUCAUAAAAAUGAUAUCAAUGAGAAUAAAGAUGUCAAGAAAAGUGUGAAAGCAGAUACAAAGUCCGCAGACGUGAAAACUGCGGAGGAGAAAGCACUUUUGGGGAAAAAGGAGAAGAAGGAAAAAUUCUCUAAUUUCGUCAAGACUCCUGUGCUAAAAUCUGUUAAUAAUAUCCUCGACCGGCAUCAUCGAACAAGGCAAUUGCGAAAUAGUACUGCUAAGCGUUUGCUUCAAAAAGCAAAAUCAAACAACAGCAAUGGACGUGUUACUCAAGUGCAAUCGUCCGAUAAAUCUGGAAGUGCUAGGAAAUUCGUGCUGCCGAUGCGCAGCGCUCAUUCGUCGAGGGUGAUUAAGCCGAAUAAAAGGUUUAUCGAGGAAUUGGAAGAGAAGUCUGGCCCAGAGCACAGUGAAAAUGAUUCCGCAAAGCAGGCAAAGAAGGCCAAAAAGGUGAAAGAAGAGAACGAAAAUCUACUCUUGAAAUUAGACGAGAAGGAGAUGAAAACCAAGUCGAAAAAAGCGACUAACUCAGCUUCCAGUGGUCAAAAUUUCCAGCAGGCUACAAAGAGUUGUGAGAAAUCGGCGGAUUCCUUUCCAGACGCACAAACGAAAAGUUCACAGGGUAAAUCCCAGAAUGCAUCAGGCAAAGGCAAAAUCACCAAGGUUCCACACAAUUGCAACCUUGGAAGUAAAGAUUCCUCGCAAAUCACAACUGAUGCGAAAAUUCCUGUGCCCUCGAGUCAGAAGAAUCAUGGCAUUCCUUCAAGGGUUCUUCCGGAUCCCAAUGUUCCAAAUUCAGAGUCUUCCAGAAUUCAGACGAGAUCAGGAACUCUAAACAACGCGUCGAGCGGUCCAAGUCCCUCGGCGAAGGUACCUGAUACUCCAGAAGAAUCGAGUAAACCAAUGUCUACCGAAGAAAGUGGCUUGUGCGAAAAUAGUCUGAGGAGUGUGAAAAAUGAUGAGUGUAGUCCGGAUGAUUCGAUGGAUUGCAAGAACGAUUCUGACUUCGAUUCGGAAAGUUCCUUGUCGGAAAGUGGAAGCGAUCAUGGAAAUAAUUCGGAAGAUGAGCAGUCCGAGUGGACGGGAACAAAGUUGACUGGAGGGAAAGUUAUCUUAAGAAAAGCAAGGUUAAAAUUGGAUAACAAAACUUUGAGUGGCACCGAAGGGCCAUUUUCUAUGGCGAAUGCUCAGUGUCCGGCAAAUGGAAAUACAAAUUCAGGUCUCACCGGCACAGUCAAGUGCGGAGUUUGUGGAGCUGUGCGAUUCUACCGAUUCGUGAAACAGGCGCGCAAAUUUGGCAUCUACAGUUGCGAAUCUUGUCGUAAAUUCAUCAGUAAAAUGAUAAAGCGCCAAGCCUGCGCCAAAUCAAUGAACAGUGUACUUCCCUCCCUCCAGUGCCACAAGGGCGACGGAUUGUGCCUCGUUCCUCCAGUCGUAAGAAGUCAACAAUGGAAUCUCAUGAGGUGUGUCUACAAAGCUAGAUGUCCAGCCUGUUGGUUGAAAAUGUGUCUCAAGUGCUACAAUAUUCCCACGGCAAUUCGCACAGGACUAAAUACAAUGUUGCCGCCUUUGAUGAGAGAUCCUCUCUCUAUGUCCUUGUCUCUAGGCCUGGAGGACAAUGAUCUGCAAAGUCAGAAGCUGAUAGGUUGUAGUAUGGGUUGGCCAGCAGAAGAUAAUUUAGAGAAGAACUUGUUCAAGUCCGCAAUGAGUUGGAACAACAUGGAACUUGGGCAAAAGUCAACUUAUCAGGACACUGUUGGAGGAGUUCUAACGAGAAAGACGGACAAGUUGGACAAUCCAAUGACAGUGUCGCCGAGUAAGAAACGUAAAAAGGAGAAUCGGAUCAAAGUGCGAAAGAAAAUUAAAAAUCCUACUGUCGUGCCGCCAACUUUCAAUAAAUGCCAAGCACCUUCGAGGCAAAGGCUAGAAUUGAAAGGGCCCAGGGUGAAGCAUGUUUGUAGAAGCGCGAGUGUUGCUCUUGGACAACCGAUAGCGACCUUUCCGUCUAUUGAUGGAAAGGAAGAAGAAGUUGGCAAGAACAUCCCGAAGGCACAAAAAGAAGGGGAGAAGGUCGAGAGGAAGGAGGAAGUUACGAAGGAAAAGGAGACCCAGAAAUCAAAUCCAGAGGGUCUUAAUUGCAAUAUUAAUGUUAUUCCGCAAUCGCAAAAGAGGGGCAAGAAUCAGCAAAUCGUUUCGACUGCAAAUCUUGGUGUGGAGCGUUCUUUGCCGAAAGCAACAGCAGCAAUGGUGCAUACAGUUUCCAUAGAUUUUUGGGAGCAAUAUGAUCCAGCCGAAGUUGGGGCAAAAGGAUUUGCACUCAUAGGUUCAGAAUUAUUUCACAUUCCUGCCAUUUGUUUUCUAUGUGGGAGCGCUGGUCGAGAACCGCUAAUUCACUGUCAGUGCUGCUGCGAACCAUAUCACGCCUAUUGUCUGGAACCGAGCGAAUGGAACGCUUGUGUCCAGCCAAACUGGUGUUGUCCACGUUGCACAGUGUGUCAGACCUGCCAACUUCGUUCCGGGCCAAAGUUGUCAUGCAUCCGCUGUCGCCAGUCUUUUCAUCAUUCGUGCUUGUCGAAAUCUGGUGUGAGUGCCAGGCUUUAUAGUCCGGACAGGCCUUACGUUUGCCAGAGUUGCAUCAAAUGCAAAAGCUGUGGAAGCGAAGGAGUCACUGUCCAUGUGGGAAAUCUUCCAUUAUGUUCCAUGUGCUUUAAGCUACGCCAGCGUGGAAACUACUGUCCUCUCUGUCAAAGAUGUUACAAUGAAAAUGACUUUGAUACCAAGAUGAUGGAGUGCAACGAGUGUUCCUGUUGGGUGCACGCUGUCUGCGAGGGCCUGUCAGACGAGCGCUACCAAAUCCUCAGCUACUUGCCCGACACUAUCGAGUUCACAUGUCGACAGUGUUCACCCAAUCCAAACUCCAUUUGGCGAAACGCCAUUGAAGCCGAACUCAAAACCGGCUUCAUAGCAGUAAUCAAAUCGCUCAGCAAAAAUCGAAAAACCUGCGCUGCUCUGCAGUGGAGUCCAAGGAAAGAGUGUCUCUGCAGACCGCUAGUAACCAUCAGAAAACUGGACUUUGACGAAAAACUUGAAUCCAGUUUGAUGCUGAGUAAAAGCAAUUCAGCCGAGGAGACAGAAGACUCGGCGAGUGAAAAAUCAACAAGUGAUUCCAGUGCAAACCCUAAUUUAAAACCCGACUUGAGUAGGUUCGAUUUUGAAUGUGACGAUCAGCCAAUCGAUAUUCCCAGGCGAGGUUUGAGGAGGCUCAGGCAGAAGGUUCACUCGAAAGACUGCUCGGGAAAGUCGAAAAGUUCGAGUGAGGCGAAUUCGAAGGACGUUUUUGAUCAGGAGAACAACUUGAGCGAGCCAAAAGACUGUAAUUGUUCCGAGCAGCAAAUUAUAGCGAGGCCCUCGCCAACCUUGAUGUCGGUGAAGCGGAAGGUCAAUGGUAACGAGUACGGCUCGCUCUCUCAAUUUUACUGUGAUAUGGAGUACGUGAUCAAUCGCAUUGGUAUGCGCGAUCUUCUAGAGGCUUAUCAUAAAAUUCUGAAGGAAAUAUUUCCCUGGUUCGAUCCGUCAAAUCCUUCCUAUGAAUGCGAGAGUUUAUCGACGCCUUCCAAGAAUUCCCAGAAAGAUGCUGAAUCGCCAGGAAGGAAAGUGGAUAGUGUCACGGAUGUGUGGAAAGAAGAGGUUCUAAAAUCCCCGAAAGCAGUGGCUGUGAAAACAGGGAAUGUUUACAGCAACAUCAGCGUGGAUGAUGGUAGGUCCUGUUGUCUCUGCAAGGGACUUGGCGACAGUCAAGAGUCGAAAGAAGGCCGUCUUUUGUACUGCGGGCAAAAUGAAUGGGUUCAUUCGAAUUGUGCCCUUUGGUCGAACGAGGUUUUCGAGGAAAUUGACGGUUCCCUGCAGAACGUUCACAGUGCCAUUUCGAGAGGACGUCUCAUUCGCUGCAACGAAUGCGGCAAAAAGGGAGCGAGCGUUGGAUGCUGUUCGAAAAAUUGCAGCAACACUUUUCAUUAUUCGUGUGCGAGGAACAUAGGAAUGAUUUUCAAUGAUGACAAGACAGUCUUCUGCUCUCUACAUUCUGCUGACUGUGCGAAUAAAACAAUUCAAAAUGAGAGUGAAUUUUGUUUGAAGAGGCCUGUUUACGUAGAGAUGGACCGAAAGAAGAAAAAAUUCGCCGAGCCUGACAAAGUUAAAGUGAUGAUUGGAUCCUUGACGGUCGAUUGUUUGGGAACAAUAUCGCCCGAGUUUUCAGACAGUGUUGAGAAAAUAAUUCCGAGUGGUUAUAAAUGCUCGAGACUUUACUGGUCGACUGUAAAUCCUCUGAAGAUCGUCAGGUAUUAUAUCAGAACUUAUGUUCAAGUUUAUGUCCCAGAAGUCUCGACCGAUUUGGAAAAUAACGUUACGAUUGAUCACGCGAAAGAAAGUCAGAUAGAGGAAGAACUGAGACGCCAGAAGUUGGAGAUAAUCAUCGUGAAACAAACCCUCGAUUCUUUAAUUGACACCGUCUGUAAUAAAGAAGUGGAUGAAAACCUUGCGGAGCAAAGCAACACGGAUCUUCUGCCGCCGGAAUUGAAGGAGGCGAUUUUCGAAGACCUGCCACAUGACAUUCUCGACGGGAUUUCCAUGCAGGACAUAUUCCCGAAGAUGAGCUAUGAAGACUUUCUAGUCAUGGAUUUGAAAAAUGAUGCGUUUUCGGCCGAUUUAUUAAAAGACGAUAUCCUCCCUGCCGAGGAAGAUAUGAAACCUCCUGAAAAUAAAGUGUCAAAACCUGAAGCUCUUGAAUCAAGUUCGCAGAAUGACACCUGGUUGGAGUCGAAAAAUUCUGUACAGGAUUUGAUGGACGAUAUAUUUGGUUCGAAGAGUCAGAAGGUUGGCGGGAAAGAACUGAAGAGAUCCAAGUCGGAAGUGAUGACGAACAAUCCCGUCGUCGGGGGUCAGAAGCACCAACAGCGUUCUUGCAGUUUGACUUGGAGCUGCAAACUCGACAGUGCUUAUGGCUCGACGAUGAAGAGGAGGAAAGUGCCGAGGAAUUGCGGAUCAGUGAAACCAGGAGAGGCUAUUUUAGAACCAAAUAAUGAUCGGGGUUCGAUGUUUCAUGACCUGAGGAUUCCAGAGACUUUUAUGGUGACAGUGGGUCGAGCAAACACACCUAGUGAUCUCAAGUACUGCAUAGAAGACACCAGUAACAUCAACUGCAGACUCCUGCCCUCGAAAGAUGAGAAUAAAGAUCACAAAAGUCUUCUCUGGCACACAAGACAGCAGCCUAGGAUAGUGCAGGUUGAUGGUCCAGCCGAUCCGAGUAGCGCGAGUGAAUGCAGCUCGCCAGAAUACAAUAUUGAGGAAAGAAUCCAUCCUAAUUGCUCCUCGAUGCCUCAACUCGACGGAGCAAACGAUGACUCUUCCCAAGAUAGUAGUGAUGCCGAAGGACGAGAGUUUCUCAGGUCGCGACUGAAAAGAAUCUUCAAAUUCAGCGACAUUGAAUCUCAGAAGAAACUCGAUAAAGACGGAUUUUCCAGCGAGAAGAGUUUAAGUUUCAAGAUUCCUCAGUUCGACGGCGGUGAUGAUAUCUCGAGUGACGAUGAGUGCGUUAAUCAGCAGGUUAACGAAGAGGUAAAUCCUCCGCCAGAGGCAAAUCCAUCAGGGGAAGUUGGUGAUCGGCCCGUUAAGUGCAAAAGGUGCCAGUGCACUUACCGAACUCAGGACAGCUACAACAGACACUUGGCGAAUUGCGACAUCAUGACGACAAGUGACAGCGACUCGGAAACGAUGGAUAACAAACUAGCAUCACCGGACUCUACAUUCUCGCAGAGCAUUGGUUCCGUGUCUCCUCAGUUUGUCGCAAUGUCGCCCUCGGAAGGUCACACGGUUUUACAGGAAUAUCCUGAUAUGCAGGUCACCUCUCCCAUUGAAGCUUCCGUUCCCUCGCAUCCUGGAAUUCAGAUUGAGCCAAUGGCUCAAGCUCUCAUCACUCCGCAAAUUCACACCCAUGCGACUGUGGAAACUGUUCACCAGACAGUCCUAACAUCGAACGAUAUGAUCGUUCAAACGCAGUACACGAGGACAACAACUACACUACCAAACUCGACAGUUUUGCCGCCGGAAAGUGGCGUUCAGAUCACGGAGAUCACGAGUCCAAAUUCCAUUUCCGAGUUCAAUGAUUCGCAUGCAACGGCAACAACGCCGCUUAAUUCUCCCGGAAAUUCGCCAAAUCUUCCAAGUCCGCAGGGAUCGGCAACUUAUUUGUCAACUGGUGUCCAAACCGCGACGACUGACGAGGUUCUUCCUUCCCAUGUGGUGAAAGCGCUGAAGCCAAGGUCUCCGAGAGCGCCGAAACCAAGGAGCAAGAAUAUUAAGGCUCCCGUGAUGCGGAAUCCGCCUCCUGGACAACAAAAUAUGGGGAAUAUGAGGUGUCAGGGGAUGCAGAAUAAUCCGCAACUUAUUCAGCUGCAGCAGUCACAGAGGCAGGCUCCGACGGUGAUUUUGCAGCAGGUGGCACCCCAGGGCAUCAUGUCGGCUUAUGUCGAAACACUGCAGCAGCAGUCGGGACAAAAUUUGCAAUAUAUCACGGCAAUUGGAGGACAACAUGAAGCGCAGUUUAAACCUCAGUUUAUUACGACUAACCAGCUUGUUCCGGGAGCGUAUAUUCAGACGGGUUCUGAUAACUUGCUGACUCUUCAAAACGGAGGUAUCUCAGUACUUCCGAGCGUUCAGCUAACUCAACAACAACCUACAGUCCUGGGAACGAUAAUUCAGCAACAACCAAGUGCGAUUCAGUGCGGGGUAAUUUCCUCCGAGCAGUUAGUCCUCAGCUCGACUCCAACCCUCGAGAUGUUCACCGAUUCGACAGGGAGCAUGUUCGUAUCAAGUCAGCCAAUGUACUACGGCCUGGAAACGAUUGUCAGUAACACGGUGAUGUCUUCGAGUCAGUUCAUGACUGGUGCAGUACCACAAGUAUUAUCAAGUAGUUAUCAAACAACAACCCAAGUAUUUCAAGCUUCCAAGCUCAUGGAGCCAAUCGUCGAUGUGCAAUCAGUCUCGACCAUGCCGAACGUACCAACCGUUCAAGCCAUGCAAGGUGUUCCAGGAAUGGCUGGCAGCUACGUUGUCGUCAAUCAACCUACUUCCAUGACUGAUGCCAUCGCGACACCACAACUCAGCGUACCAACAAAUCCUGAACCCAAUUUCACCCCAGUCGCUUGCACCCUCUCUUCUUCCAUGAACUCGCAACCUGUCGAGCCUGUCAGGCCAAUUCAAACUUUGGAAACGCCUCCACUCGUUCCCGAGCUUCAUCAAAAUCCGAGAAUGUCUCCGCCAUCGAAGCCACUUCAGCAAACGAUUCCUACAAUUCCAAGAGUCGCGGUUCGGCCAAAUCCGGCGAUGCAAGCUCCUCCACAGGAAAAUAUUCCCUGGAAGGUAACGCAGCCGAUUCUGGGUCCGGAACAACCAAUCAGCAACAGUGUCCGACCCUAUUUUGAUUCUAAGCACGUGUCGGAGAACACGAGCAUGAUUAAGUCAAGCAUAUCAACGAAGAUUCCUCCCUUGCCCAAUCAUUGCAUUACUCAGAGAAAUAUUUUAAAUAAGUUUAAUGAUGUAAAUAGUGUACAUAGUACCUAUAGUAGUUCGCUGACAAAUACUAAUAGUAGCGUAAGUUUAAGCAAUAUCCCGGUUAUCUCGAAUCCCAGUGCACAGAAUAAGAUUACAAUGCCAACGAGUAACGUACCAACGAGUCGACCGAUGAACAGGGUUCUACCCAUGCAAGCUGUUAUGCCGAAGUUAGAUUCUCUCAAAACUGUCCAGAAACCAGUCAUCGGUUUGGACGAGCCUACGAAGCCGGUAAUCAAACCCAUUGAGACUGAAGUUGAUUUGCCUCCGAAGGAAAUUUUACCUAUAAUUGAACCCGAGAAUAAAUCGCAGUUAAGGGUGAAUAACUUAGAGAUUACUGUUGACUCCACUGGCGAGAAUUUCAAGCUGAUGGAGACCUUUGAAGAGAAGAUGAUGGAGAAUUUAAAAGAGGCUGAGAAUUUAAAAGAAAGGGCGAAUCUAAAAGAGAAGGAGAACCUAAAAGAGAGGGAGAAUCUAAAAGAGAAGGAGAAUCUAAAAGAGAAGGAGAAUCUGAAAGUGAAUCUACAAGAGAAUCUAAAAGAGGCUACUAAAGCAAAUCUGAAAGAGAUAGUGAAAGAAAAUGUUUUUGUGAAGGAAAAUCUUAGUGUGAAGGAAAAUCGUAGUGUGACGGAAAAUCUUAGCAUGAAGGAAAAUCUUAGUUUGAAGGAAAAUAUUAUGGUGAAAGAAAAUCUUGUAGUGAAGGAAAAUGUAAAAGAGAAAGCGAAAGACAAUCUGAAAGAGAAAGUAAAGCUUCAAGAACACCUAAAACAAAAUCAAAAGGUGGAGCCCGAGUUGAAGGAGAAGGCACCGAGCAAUACAUCAUUGAAAAUUAUCUUACAAAAGCAAUUGGAGGAUGGUUCGUACAAAAUCACCCAAUCCCUGAAUUCGACGAUUAAUAAAAAAUCUCCUCAAAUCACCGCGAUGGAGGUGAAACCUGCGCCCGACAAUCAACAAAAGUCCCUGAAACUUCUUCCGAUACAAACUUUCACCUUGAAGAAAAAUUCGCUUAGUGAGAAAACCGGGUCUACCAACACGGCGAAUCUCGCGAAACUCAAGUCUCCGCCAAUAGCAGUUAAGAAGCCCAGACUCAUCUCGAAAAGCGUCAACGCAGUGAAGAAUAGUCCGCGGGUUCCGCCUCAAAAGAAGAAAUUGACUGGACCGAGUCUCAUGUACGAGAUCAAGUCUCAGGAUGGAUUUACUCACACUGCAUCUUCCAUGUCUGAAGUUUGGGAUACUGUUUUCCAAGCCGUUCAAAACGCACGAAAAGCCCACAACUUGCCGCCCUUGCCUCACAAUCCGCUGACGGAGAACCUGGGACUGGAGAAUAACGCAGCAAUUUACUUGGUGGAACAGCUGCCGGGUGUGAAUAGGUGCACGAAGUACAAACCGAAAUUCCAUGAUCUGUCGCCUCCGAAGCCUGGGGAAGCUGAUGGCGAUUUGUUGGCGGAAUGCGAAUACGGAUCUGCAAGAGCGGAGCCAUUCAAGGAGAGGAAAGUCCAUGACAUGUUCAGUUGGCUUGCGUCCAGGCAUCGGCAACAACCAAAGCUGAUUGCCAUCUCGGAAACUGAAUCUAGAAGAGCCGCCAGUACAAAUUUGCCAAUGGCGAUGAGGUUUAGAAUUCUCAAAGAAACGUCAAAGGAAUCUGUUGGAGUUUAUCAUUCACACAUCCAUGGCAGAGGACUUUUCUGUUUGAGAGAUAUCGAGGCUGGAGAAAUGGUGAUCGAAUAUGCUGGGGAGGUGAUUCGAGCUUCCUUGACAGACAAGCGGGAAAAAUACUACGACAGCAAGCACAUCGGUUGCUACAUGUUCAAAAUCGAUGAUCACCUUGUUGUCGAUGCUACCAUGAAAGGAAAUGCAGCUAGGUUUAUUAAUCACUCGUGCGAGCCCAACUGUUACUCUCGGGUGGUCGAUAUCUUAGGUAAGAAGCACAUUUUAAUUUUCGCCCUGCGCCGCAUCGUUCAGGGCGAAGAAUUAACAUACGACUACAAAUUUCCCUUCGAGGACAUUAAGAUUCCGUGUACCUGCGGCUCGCGCAGAUGUCGCAAAUACCUCAACUGAGACUGCGUAUUUGAUUAUUGUAAAACGCGCCACUGGACACAAAAGAAGAGCAGCAUUAUUAUAUAUUUAUGUGCUAAUAAUUGCGUGCGUUUUGAGCCGAGAUUCAUUUUACUGAAUGUUAUUGAUUUACUCGGCGAUCUAUUUUCAGAGACCACAGCUUUUUAUUGACAGAAGAUUAAAUAUCUAUAGAUUUAUAGUUGCAUAGAAGGCCAGAUAUACAUAUUAACGUGGACAGUAUCGUUGUGACGACGUUAACACAACUUUACUCUAAACGACUGUGCGUUACGGUUGAUUUAAGGAGUAUACUUAUAGCAAUAACCCAUUAAAGAUUUUCUGCUUUCGCUCUUCAAACGACGUGUAAAACGCUAAACUUCAUUUCAUUACAAGUUACACAUCUCUGUGCACUUUGUUCACUAGCGAG
Messenger RNA from Belonocnema kinseyi, 10543 nucleotides. It is a transcript of the gene trx, whose product is annotated as histone-lysine N-methyltransferase trithorax. Bases 109 to 10122 code for a protein of 3337 amino acids. Gene Ontology annotation, biological process: positive regulation of DNA-templated transcription. Gene Ontology annotation, cellular component: histone methyltransferase complex; nucleus. The record is from RefSeq and is a predicted model, not a curated record. Gene Ontology annotation, molecular function: protein binding; DNA-binding transcription factor activity; histone H3K4 methyltransferase activity. NCBI's taxonomy places the organism in Eukaryota, Metazoa, Arthropoda, Insecta, Hymenoptera, Cynipidae. The transcript is spliced from 11 exons.